AAAAUUUCUCAUAUUGAUUUUUGGUAAAACAAAACAAAGACGCGUCCUUGAACUUGAAGCAAAAUCGGUCUUCUUUCUCUUCCAACCUCCCUCUCUCCCCUCUCACUGUUUUUUUGUCUUCUGUUAAAAAUGAGCAUGACCCAGUUCGCCAUGGUUGAGGAGUUGGCUUCACUUGUCAAGGACAAUCUUCCAUGCAAGCAUCUUGUUCUCUCUGUGGAAGAAGCCUUGGUCAACUUCAUUGAGAGUGAUAUCAGAUUUUCGCAUGAAUCUGUCGGUGAAGGAGAUGAUCGACACUUAAUUUUGGAGAGAUGCCCUGAUACAUCAGUACCUUCCAUCCUUGUUAGUGAUAUUUUGUGGCAGUACGAUGAACCUCAAUCUCCAACAACAUCACAUCAAUUGUUAAGAAGAACAGGAGACUCACCAGGUUAUUUAUUAUCAUUGUUGAAGACAAAAUCACCUUCGGUUCAACAUUCACUUGAGGAGAGAGAAGCUGCUUAUUUGGCUGCACGUGAGAGAAUAUUUUCAGCCAACUUAGGGGAUGAAAAAGAACCCAUCAAGCAGAAACCACGAAGUGUUCCCGUGGUUGCUCGCCGUAUGAUUGCUCAUGCUCUAGGGCAAAGAAUCAACUCACGCAAUCACGAGACCACACACAAUGACUCAAGUGCUUCCAGAGAGGCUGAUGAAUCAAACAACCAGCAUAAGGAUAAAGUGGAUUCUGAUUUGAGGGUGGAAGAUGUUCAAGAAAUCCUUCAUUUGUCUGGCAAAAUGGAUAACUCAUGUUGUAAAGUAAAAAAGAAUAACCAUAUUUCGGGCACAUCAUCAAAUGCUGACAGUAAGGCCGGCAAAAAUAAAUCUGACAAAAUCCCUAGUGGUGUUGUUGCAUCUGGAAGAGUCAGAAAUGGUGUCAAUGAAGAACAUCAUAAAAAGGAACAUCUAGGAGCUGCAAAGAGGAUGUUUGCUCAGGCCUUGGGGAAACAAGCAGGGAAAGAUACUUUUCUUUCAAAAUCCACUGAGUUUAAGCAUAUUAAUGCAGAGUAGGAGAUGUCGAAAAUCCUUUCAGUGAAGCAUGUUUACAUUUUGCUGCAAACAUACACUGAACACUAGCUCUCCGGUCUUCAGUUGCAGUUAAAUGCAGUCAAGGAGCAUGUUCUGUUUGAAGCCCUGAUGGUAAAUUUUGUAAGGAGGUGUUUAUGGGAAAAACACCAAACCUGGGUUAGUGUGUCUGGAGUUGAAUUCUGCAGCUGUGCAGCGAGAACAUCGUUGUAUCCCACUCAAUCAUGUGAAAUGCUGUUCUAUUUACUUGGAGGGAAAAUACACUUGUGGCUCACAAGAUUGGCUCUUAUGUGAUAACUGAAGUCUAAAGUCAGAGCAGGCUAGCAUGUUACAUGCAAUUUGAAAGCCAAUCAUGCGAAAUCAUUAUUAACAUAUUAGUAAAUAAUAUGUAUAAACGCAAUCCUCCUAUCCUAGCGUUUUUUUUUUAAAUAAAAAAAAUUACAUGUUUAACGUGAGGGAGAUUUUUCACCUGUUUAGUUUGUUUCAUAAUUUUGGUGCAGAAAGCAACCUUAAAUGAUUUCUUUAGGAGUUGGGUCUGUUGAAAUCUCAAGGAAGAAUGUGGAGGAGAUAUUUCUUUUGAAGAAUUGAGUGUUUUUUAAAUUGCACUUUUAAUAUAAUUUAAAAGACAACCUUAAUUACAUUUUUACCUAUAUAAUGAAUUUGGAUUUGUCAACAUUCCGCAAAAACAAAA
This is a messenger RNA of Cannabis sativa, 1744 nucleotides long. RefSeq lists its product as uncharacterized. The record is from RefSeq and is a predicted model, not a curated record. Gene Ontology annotation, molecular function: nucleic acid binding. Bases 130 to 1038 code for a protein of 302 amino acids. Lineage: Eukaryota; Viridiplantae; Streptophyta; Magnoliopsida; Rosales; Cannabaceae. The transcript is spliced from 5 exons.